CUUCCCUGUGGGGCCUGGGCGUGGCUGACAGGGCUUCCUCGGCAGGUGGGACAGGAGACCACCACAGUGCGUCGUGCUGCAGUCCCUUGAGGAGCAAUGACGGAAUAUAAGCUUGUGGUGGUGGGUGCUGGAGGUGUGGGGAAGAGUGCCCUGACCAUCCAGCUCAUCCAGAACCACUUCGUGGACGAGUAUGACCCCACCAUCGAGGACUCUUACAGGAAACAAGUGGUCAUUGACGGGGAGACGUGUCUGCUGGACAUUCUGGACACGGCGGGCCAGGAGGAAUACAGCGCCAUGAGGGACCAGUACAUGCGCACCGGGGAGGGCUUUCUCUGCGUGUUCGCCAUCAACAACACCAAGUCAUUUGAGGACAUUCACCAGUACCGGGAACAGAUCAAGCGGGUGAAGGACUCGGAUGAUGUGCCUAUGGUGCUGGUGGGAAACAAAUGUGACCUGGCUGCGCGCACUGUGGAGUCUCGGCAGGCUCAGGACCUCGCCCGCAGCUACGGCAUCCCUUACAUUGAGACGUCGGCCAAGACGCGCCAGGGCGUGGAGGACGCAUUCUACACUCUGGUGCGCGAGAUCCGGCAGCACAAGGUGCGCAAGCUGAGCCCGCCGGAUGAAGGUGGCCCUGGCUGCAUGAGCUGCAAGUGCCUGCUCUCCUGACAUCCCUGCAGGUCCUGUGUGCCCGUCCAGCACAGGCGCAGGCCCUGGAGGUGCCGGAUGCUGGGAGGAGGGGAAGGAAGGAAGGAAGUGCCGCCAGAGCCCAGCCAGCCCAGGGUUGGUGGACAGAGUGACCAUGGACCUCCCAGGACGCUUUGCACAGACUGUCUUGAACUGAGGCCACUGGCACCCCAGCCGUGCCUCUAUUUGCAGCCCCGUCCCGGCCCGCUGGGCGCAGGUUCAAUUGCAGUAAAUUAUUUGAUGGUCUUGA
This is a messenger RNA of Miniopterus natalensis, 934 nucleotides long. NCBI's taxonomy places the organism in Eukaryota, Metazoa, Chordata, Mammalia, Chiroptera, Miniopteridae. The record is from RefSeq and is a predicted model, not a curated record.